AAUCAUUUUGGACAACAAACAACCAAUCUUUGAAUGAACAAACGAAACAACAAGUGAAUAUUUUUUGCAAAUCAAAAACAGAUAAUUUGUUUGUUGAGAAUAACUAUGAAACCAAAAGAACGUUUUAUUAGCUAUGCAUUAUUAUCAUCAUCGACAUCAUCAUCAACUAAUCAUCAAUGCGUUGUUGAAUCAACAAAUUCCAAUUCAUCAUUUUCAAUCAAAGAAGAUAUUCCAAUUGAUUUAAGUGUAAAAAAAUCUUCAACGCAACAACAACAAUCGAUUGUUGUUGUUCAACCACCACUAUCGAUUCAUCAUCAUUCAAAUCAUAAUGGUUCAUCAUUUGGAUCGUUUAAAGAAUAUGAUCAUCAACAACGACAAAGAUUUUUCAAUUCUAAUCAAUCGCAAUCAUCAAUUAAUGAUUGGUCGCAAACAAAUGUAACAGCGGCAGCGGCAAUUGCUGCUGCCGCAAAUAAUAAUACUUCUGGUCGAUAUUCAUUUCCAAAUCUAAUGAAACAUCAUUAUCAUCCACAACCAUCAUCAACGUUUCAUUCAAAUUCUCAUCAAUCUUCCGGUAAUAUUUUUCCAUAUUUAUUUAUUGAUCCGGUAGGAUGUGGUCAAUUACCAUUGCCACCGCUGCCACCACCACCACUUCCACUGCCGCAGCAGCAGCAGCCAUCAUCAACAAACGUAUCACAUUCAAACAAUAUCGAUCAUAAUCAUCAUCAAUUGAAAUCAAAAUCCACAUUAUUGGAUCAUUAUGUGAUGCCUUAUCGAUUUCAUGCGGCUGCUGCAGCGGCAGCAGCUGCCGCUGCCGCACAAGAUGGAAUUAUAUUUCCUCCUUAUCAAUCGAAUGCGGCCAAAAUUGUUGUUGAUCAUCAUCAUCCUCAUCAUCCAAUUCAUCCGAUUCAUUUGACAAAUGGUAAUCAUAAUCAUCACCAUCAUCAUCAUCAUCAUGAACAACGACAAUUAAAUGAUAGGAUUCAUCAUCAUCGACCACCAUUAUCAACUGAAUCAACAUCAUCAUCAUCAACAUCAUCAUCACCAUAUGAUUAUCAUACAGUUGAUUAUGGUCAAACAAUUGAUAUUUUAAAAAAUGAUGAUAAUGAUCAUCAUCAUCAUCAUCAUUUACCACCGCCGUUACCAUCAACAACGACAACAAUAUCGUCAUCAUCAUCAUCUUCACCACCGUCAUCAUUAUCAUCAACAACAUCGAUACCAUCACCACCGACAUCGACAACAACAAAAACGGCAACGAUAAUGAAAAAUCAAUCCAAACAAUUAUUAACGAUGAAAUUAAAUGGAUCUCAAAUGGCUUGCUAUUACGAAGGAAGUGAUGGUGAUGAUCCAUCACUACCACCACCACAUCAACAACGAAAACAGAUUAUAAAUUUUCGACUAAAAAAAUCAUCAAGUUAUCCUUGUUUACCAUCAUUAUCGUCAUCGUUAUCAACAACCAAAAGAAGAAAUUUUUGUUCAAGAUCAAAAUCUGAAUCAAAUUUACUGCGAUCAUCAUCAUCAUCAUCGAUAAAACCAAUUUUAUUUGUUAAUAAUAAUCAUCGAAAAUCCACAACAACAAAAUCGAUAGAAGCAACAAUAACAACAACAACAACGACGACAAAUAAUUCACCGACAAAAAUUUGUGCACCAAAAAAAUUAUUUGCAUCAAAUUAUUUACUUGAUAAAUCAACAACAGCGAAUAAUAAUUAUAAAGAAUCGAAAAAUUCAAAUGAAAAAUUUGAUAAUAAUAAACAACAAAAACAAGAUUCAAAUCAAACAAAAUUUUAUCGUAAUUAUCGAAAGGAAGUUAUUGAAUGUUGGGAUAAUGAACGUCGUGAUAAUGAACAAAUUAAACAAAGAAAACAUUCAUUGAAUAAUAAUCAUAAUCAUAAUGGCUAUGAUGAUGAUAGUGGUAGUGAUCAUAAAGGAAAUAAUGGCAGUUUGGCUAGCAAUAUACUUGAUCUUCGAAUCAACCAUAACAACAACAAUGAUCAUCAUUUAAAUUCUAAUCAACAAACGGAAAUGAUAAUUUCAUCAUCACCAUCGUCGAUUAAAUAUAUGGCUGCCGAUACAUUGUCUGCUGCUGCUACUGCUGCUAAUGCUGUUGUUAAUCCUGAUACAAUAAUGAUGAUGAUGAAAUCACAAUUUGAUCAAAAUGAAUCAAAAUUAUUAUCAUCAUCAAUCGAUCAUCAUCAUCAUCAUCAUCAAUUAGAUCUAUAUAAACAUUAUUAUUAUUAUCUAAUGCAACAACAACAACAACAACAUGAACAGGAACAAUCAACAUUUGCAUCAAGAGUUGUUGCUGAAACAUAUGCAAAAUUAUUAUCAUCAACAACGAAAACAAUAACAAGUCCGAAUGGUAAUGAUCAUUUGGAUCGAUCGACGACAACAAAAUCACCACCAAUUGGAUUCGAUACGAAAAAUCAGCAAUUCAAUGGUAAAUCAUCAUCGUUUGAAAAUAAUGGCCUUUAUGAAACAAAACGUACAUCACCAGAUUGUAGUCAAGAUGGUUUAAUUAUUAUUAACGGUGGUAAUGGUGGUAUAACUGAAUUACGUUCAGCUGAUACAACUAAUGGUACAAUAUUUGAUCGUAAACGUAUUAGUAGGCCAUUAACUGGUAAACAUGUUCGUCAUGGUACUGGUGCAAGUCCAACAACAUUAUUAACAUUAAAAAAUAUGAUACAACAAAGACAAAAAUUAAAAGAAAUUAAUCAAUUUAAUAAUAAUUUUGGUAAUAAUAAUAUUCGUUAUGGUAAAUCAUCGACAAAAACAAACAAAAGAAUUAAACGAAAAUAA
Molecule: messenger RNA, 2793 nt
Organism: Dermatophagoides pteronyssinus (European house dust mite)
Lineage: Eukaryota; Metazoa; Arthropoda; Arachnida; Sarcoptiformes; Pyroglyphidae
Source: RefSeq, a predicted model, not a curated record